Messenger RNA from Aptenodytes forsteri (emperor penguin), 1723 nucleotides. It is a transcript of the gene MAPK7, whose product is annotated as mitogen-activated protein kinase 7. The record is from RefSeq and is a predicted model, not a curated record. Gene Ontology annotation, molecular function: ATP binding; protein serine/threonine kinase activity. The transcript is spliced from 3 exons. Gene Ontology annotation, cellular component: nucleus; cytoplasm. Bases 188 to 1723 code for a protein of 511 amino acids. Gene Ontology annotation, biological process: cell surface receptor signaling pathway; intracellular signal transduction; protein phosphorylation. Lineage: Eukaryota; Metazoa; Chordata; Aves; Sphenisciformes; Spheniscidae.
AGGCCAGCAGGUGGCCAUCAAGAAGAUCCCCAACGCCUUCGACGUGGUGACCAACGCCAAGCGGACCCUGCGGGAGCUGAAGAUCCUCAAGCACUUCAAGCACGACAACAUCAUCGGCAUCAAGGACAUCCUCAAGCCCACUGUCCCUUACGGCGAGUUCCGCUCCGUCUACGUGGUGCUGGACCUGAUGGAGAGCGACCUCCACCAGAUCAUCCACUCGGCGCAGCCGUUGACACUGGAACACGUCCGCUACUUCCUCUACCAGCUCCUGCGGGGCCUCAAGUACAUCCACUCGGCCAACGUCCUCCACCGCGACCUGAAGCCGAGCAAUCUCUUGGUGAACGAGAACUGCGAGCUGAAGAUCGGCGACUUCGGCAUGGCCCGGGGGCUGGGGGCUGACCCGCGGCACGCCAAGGCCUUCCUCACCGAGUACGUGGCCACCCGCUGGUACCGGGCGCCGGAGCUGCUGCUCUCGCUCCACCGCUACACCCGCGCCAUCGACAUGUGGUCGGUUGGGUGCAUCUUCGCCGAGAUGUUGGGUCGCCGGCAGCUCUUCCCCGGCAGGAACUACGUCCACCAGCUCGCUGCAGCUAAUCAGGCCGGUGCUGGGAACGCCGCCAGCCACCGUCAUGCCAUCGGCGCCGAACGGGUGCGGGCGUACGUGCAGAGCCUGCCGCCACGGCCGGCGGUGCCUUGGGAGAGCCUCUUCGGCGAUGCCGAGCCGGCGGCGCUGGCGCUGUUGGGUCGGAUGCUGCGCUUCGACCCGCGGGAGCGAGUGGGGGUGGCCGAGGCGCUGCGGCACCCGUUUUUGGCCAAGUACCACGACCCCGAGGACGAGCCCGAGUGCGUUCCCGCCUUCGACUUCGCCUUCGACCGUCGGGCACUCACCAAGGAGGAGAUCAAGGCGGCCAUCGUGGCUGAGAUUGCCGACUUCCACGCCCGCCGCGACGGUAUCCGGCGGCAAAUUGCCUUCGCCCCGGCCGGCAGCGCCGAAAGCGCAGCCAGCGGGGCCGGUGUUGGUGUCAACGUGGCCAACGGUGCCAUGGCCAACGUUAACGUCCCCAUGGGCGAUAUCAACGCGGCCAACGUCGGCGUCAACGCAACUAACGUCAACGUGGGCAAUGUCAACCUGGCUAACACAAGCGUCAACAUGGCCAACGCCAAUGUCAACGUGGCCAAUGCCAACGCGGCCAGCUCCACUGUCAACAUGGCCAACGUCAACAUGGCCGCUGUCAGCAUAGGCAACUCCAGUGUCAACGUGGCCAAUGCCGGUGUCAACGUGGCCGGUGCUGCCAUGGCCAACGUCAACGUGGCCAACGUCAGUAUGGCCGGUGUCAACAGGGCCAACGCUGCCAUGGCCAACAUCAGCGCCACCAUGGCCAACAGCAACGUCAACAUGGCCAACGCCGCCAUGGCCAACGUCAAUGCCGCCAUGGCCAAUGUCAAUGCAGGCAAUGUCAAUGUGCCCAAUGCCACGGUGGCCAGUGUUGGCCCGGCCUGGCCCUGCGCCGACGUGGACAUGCCGAGCCCUGGCCCCGCCCCUGCCCCUGACUGCCCAAUGGACUCUCCCCGGGUGAAGGCGGAGCCGGGGGCCCCCGUGGCGCCCAAGCGGGACGGCGCCAUCUCCGACGACACCAAGGCCGCCCUCAAGGCUGCUCUGCUCAAGUCGGCCAUGAGGAACAAGAGCAAAGGUGAGGGGUGCCCGGACACCUGGGCCCCCUGA